GAAAAUGUGUUCGAAGCAACACGCAGCAAACGGGAGCGAGAGUGCAUUGCAAGUGCGCUGUAGUCAAGGGUGGGUAUAGAGCCGCCAUUCGCAGGGUCUCAAGUAAAACGAAAAGCCUGCGCGAAACAUUUGUCUGCAAAACGGUUCGAAACGCAAAGCGGUUGCUUCCCAGCAGUGUUCACGGUUUCGUGCCCGCAAUCGUCCGCCUGCGGGGGUCGUGCAGUUUUUUUUUUGUUGUUGGCGUGACACGAACACCGAGCCCGUCGAAAUCUGCAAACGUGUGUGCCAAAGCUUCCAUCGUCCAUAAAUUGAAAUUGAUAGUCCGGUAAAUAGCGGCAGCAGCAACAACAACACAUCUCCACAAUCAACCAUCAAAUCGAUCAAAAAACGUCAAGCGCCUGGCGUCGCGCCACCAUGUAAAGAUGUGCAUUGCCAACCGUACCAUCCCACCAAAGGCAACCAUUUGCAGCUUCGUGCAUGGUUGCUGCAUCGCUUCCAGGCACCACCUGCUCCGAUCGGUCCGAUAGAACGGACGUCCGUGCAACGCACAAACCCACGCAACGCAGCACGUAUGCAAAUAUAGUACCACGCAUCACUAACUAGCUCUACUAUCAAACGUCCAAGCGAAUCAGAAGCGAACGGAGCAAAGAUUGGGAAUGUGAUGCUGAAACGUUGAAAGAUUGUUGUUGUUAAUCCCACUAUGCUCGCCUGGGAACAAACUCGGAUGUGUCAUUGAAAAAAAAAGCAGAAGAAAAGCAAAUUCAAACGUAUUAAUAAUAAUAAUAAUAAUAAUGCAUUGCAUGUCUAGUGAUUAAUCUGAUACGAUACAAACGUGCUUCUCGUUACCCGGUGGGAAAAUUAAUCACCGCACGUCACCAGAUUUAGCACGACUGCGUGAGCACGAUUAGGUGAGCUACGAAUAGUUCGGUAACGAUCGUCGUGUAGCUCAACCAUCGGCACAGCAUUAAAACCCGUCAAAGAUGAGGCAAAUCAACGUAUCGGUCGUGGGACUGUCGGGAGUGGAGAAGGAUAAAGGACAGCUCGGUGUUGGUAAAUCCUGUCUGUGCAAUCGGUUCGUACGCCCCAAAACGGACGAUUAUGCGAUCGAUCACAUCUCGGUGCUGAGUCAGUCUGACUUUAGCGGCCGAGUGGUGAACAAUGACCAUUUCCUGUACUGGGGCGAGGUCCGCAAAACGUCCGAGGAAGGCGUGGAUUACAACUUUAGCGUGAUUGAGCAAACCGAGUUUGUGGACGACGCAACGUUCCAACCGUUUAAGGUCGGCAAGAUGGAGCCGUACAUUAAGCGGUGUGCCGCAAUCCGUAUGUCGUCGCAGGAGAAGCUAAAGUACAUCUGCAAAAAUCAGCUCGGCAUCGAGCACGAGUACGAGGAGAUAGUGCUGCCGGAGGGACGCUUCCUGGUCGAUGGGUUCGUGUGCGUGUUCGACGUCAGCGUCGUGCCGAACCGGACGGUCGAGAAGCAGGUCGAGUUCGUGACGCAGAUCAUCAACAACAUCCUGAAGGUGAAGAAACCGGUCGUACUGGUCACCACCAAGAACGAUGACGCGAACGAGCUGUACGUGCGCGAGGCGGAAAAGAUUUGCUCGCGCAAAGAGUACAAGGGCCAGAUACUGCUGAUCGAAACGUCCGCGCACGAAAGCAUCAACAUCGACCUGGCGUUCGUGGUGCUGGCGCAGAUGAUCGACAAGGCGAAGCAGAGGUCGAAGGUGCCGUCGUACACGGAGGCGGCCCGGCAGCGGAACGAUCUGCUGAACGCCAGCACCGAGUACGUGACGCGCCUGAUCCGGACCCAGAUCACCGACCAUCGGUCGAUCUGGAGCAGCUCGUCGAAGAAGCUGUCGAACCACCGGGAAUGGAUCGACUUUCUCGAGCUGUUCGGGCAGGAGGCGGGCCAGCGCAUCUUCCGGCGGCACAUCAAGAAGCUGCGGGAGGACUACCAGUCGAAGAAGCUGCAAAGCUACAUGGACUCGUUCGCGUGCGUGCUGCAGGAGAUGCUGCCGGACAUUAACAGCAUCAACCUGGAGCUGGACAACAGCUUUAACGAUUGGGCCUCGAUACGGAACUACUUUCACGAUCACAUCGACUACGAGCAGUACUUUUUCGAUGCGGUCGAGCGUGGCGGCAGCUGGGCGGAGCUGAGCGAUAUGAGCGACAUGGAGGACGAGAAUCGAAUACCGUUCGACAUACUGGAGACGCCCGAUGCGGAAACGGUGUUCAAGAAUCACAUGAACGCGCUGCAGCAGGAACAGAAGCGAUUAGAGAUGCCAAAGAGAUGGAAAAAACAGUUCAAAAAGUUGCUCGAAGAAACCGGCUACGUUACGCCGGGCAAACAGCUGUCCGAGGUGCGCGUACUGUUUAUGGGGCGCGAGUGUUUCGAAGCGCUGUCCGAGCACGACUGUCAGCAAAUCUAUGACAACCAUCAGCGGGAGCUGGUCGAGACGGCCAAGCACAACUUCCAGGAGCUGCUGAUGGAGCAUGCCGAUCUGUUUUAUCACUUCAAAAACAUCGAACCGUCCGGUACGAUCACGCAGAACGACAUCAAGGAAAUAACGGACGUGCUGCAGGAGGAUUUGCGCUACAAGCUGCUGGACCGGCUCGACCAGGACCGGAAGGUGAUGUUGUUUCAGCAUCUCGGGUUUGUGCACUGUCCGAUACGGGAGCACUGUCCCGCGUUUCCCAACUGUAUGGAUGCGUUGAUCGAGCGAAUAUUGAUCUCCAAUCAAAAUCUCCCAAAUCCGCGCUUUGCCCAGAAGGAUGGUCAGCUGCAGCUGAACCUGAUAGUGAUCGGGCUCGACUACAUUGCGAACGAUUUUAUCGACAAGAUACACCAGAACUGCAACGAUAACGGCGAGUACAUUGUGGAUGGGCAGGUGUACGGGCUCAACAUCGAGACGAUCAAUCGCGAUAACGAUUCGUUCUCGUUCGAGCUGCAGUGCAAGGGCUUGAUCUGCUGCUACUCGAACCGGCAAACGUUCCAGUACGUGUACGAGGUGCUCGACCGGUUGCUGCAGGACAAUCUCGACUUUAAGGACAGCGUAAACAAUCUGCACAUCGUGUUCAUGAGCGACGAAAAGAAUAGCCAGAACACGCUGCACCAGCUGCAAGCGGACGGGCAAUCGCUGGCGGAGAAGCUGCACUGCGUGUUUAUCGACGAGAACGAGUUUUACAUCUCGCAGCAGCAAACCAAGUUCAUCAACACGACGCUGAACAGUGUGAUCGAUUCGAUACCGUUCGAGGAUCUCAAGUACGGGCUGGCGCUGCACGAGCUGCCCGAUCUGCGCAUCAUUAUGUCCAUCUUCUGCGGCGAUCCGUUCUCGAUCGAGAACAUACUCAGCUCGAUGAUGCUGGAACAGUCGUGCAUCAGUGCCGGCGAGCGGAACAUAAUGUUCGAGAUGUUUUUGGGCGAUUCGAAGCGGCGCGUCGAGCUGAUACUGUCCUCCUACCACGGGGCGAACGCGUUCCGGGACGAUCUGAUACACGGCUUCAUACUGCUGUACUCGAGCAAGCGCAAAGCGUCCCUGUCGACGCUGAGCGCCUUCUCGCUAAACAUUCCAAACCUCCCGAUGCAGAUCGUGGCCGUGUCGGAGCAGGGCGGGGUGAAUGCGUUCUUCAACAGCGAACUGUCCCAGCUGCUCAUCACCGAGGGCAACACGAUUGCGGACAAGCUGAGGGCGCACUUCGCCACCGGUUCCGACGACGAGGGUCAGCUGAAGUUUGCCUCGUUCGCACCGUUCCUGAAGGAGGUGUGGGACAAGAAGCCGGAGAUUGAGCACGCGUUCAAUCUCGAGGAACCGCUCACGAUCGAUUCGGGCGAAGGCACGAUGGAACAUUCGAUGCACCAUCACCAUCAGCAGCAGCAGGUGCCCCAGCCACCGCCACGGUACGAAAGCUACCUCAUCAACGGUUCGGCGACCACGUACCGCGGAUCGGCCGGUGGUCAGCAGCAGCAACACCACGCGCACCAUGCGCAAUCCCAGCAGCCGCAAACACUGUCCCACCAGCAGCAGCAGCAGCAUGCGCAACAUCACCAAAAGAUAUCGCAGCAGCUGUUCGACAAUCGGUCGAUCAACUCGCUGGACGAUCUCGACAGUCUCAAGCAGCAGCAGCACCAGCAGCAGCAGCACCAGCAGCAGCAUCAGCACAACAUGUACUAUUACGAGGACAGUAGUGAUUUCGACAAGUGUGGCAGCAAUCAGGGCUUCCAGAUCUAUCCGCCACCGACGACACCGCCCGAGCCGGCACCACCAGACCAUCUGCUCAUACCGGCGUCCAUACUGCGCCAACUGAAGGCGGACACCGUUUCGCAGUCCCAGUCGAGCCUGGAGGAGAUAAAUUCUGACGUCAGCGGAUCCAAGGACUCGAUCAACACAUACGACUCAGGCUGGAUAGACGAUGGGUUUCUCAUCCAAAAGCAGGACAACAAGCAAAGUGAGGAUCUCUGGAAAAACAUGAACGCACACCACGCCUUCACCACGGGCCGCCGGCCGAACCAGUCGUCGUUCGCGAAAAAGAUACGCCCGAAAGGACCUAGUCAAACGCUGAAACAGCCCGGCAAGCUGAACCUGAAGAGUUUUGCCAUCGUUAACGAAGCGAUCGCACGGAUGAACAUUGGCGGUGGUGGGGCGGGCGGUGGCGGUGAUAGCGGUGCCUCCACCGGUAACUCCGGCCAGGGCGUACCGAUGACGGAGAGGGAGAAGAAGAAGGCGAAGAAGUUGCUGCAACAGCAGCAGGCACAGCUCGAGCAUGCACCGUUGGCCGCCCCGGAGGAUGACAGUGAGGAGUACGAGGAUGAGGCCGGGUACGAGCAGAUUAAUGAUGCGUUCAGCGAUGCGGUGAACAAUGUGGCGAGUCAAUUAUUUACCACCUUCUCGGGCGGUCCCGGCGGCAACCAGGUUGGCGGACGGUGCGGUGCAGACAGUUCGGGCGGUUCCGAAAUGGGUACGCACAAAACGAAACUGCGACAAAGAAGAGAAAAGGAGCAGAUUUUCAACAUUCAAGAAAACUCCGACUCGGAGAGUGACUCCAGCUCGCUCGAGCGAAAGCGCUCCAACGACGGCUACUCGAAGAUCAACCGCAAAGCGCAACCUCACAAACGGCAUCGCAAAAAGCGCACCGCCAUCCCGGUACAACCGCCCAAAAUUCCGCUCGGUCCGUUCGGCUCAUCGGCCGGCGAUAUGAUGGGCAGUGUCGGUGCGAGCGGUGGUUCGCUCGGCGGCAUGCCCAUCAUGUACCAGAAGCUGAAGAACGACCUGGGCAGCGGGUUGGAAAAGCAGGACAAACCGUCGCAGGAACAGGACGAGUCGAGUGUGGAUAUAUCUUCGCCACGCGAUAAUUCUCCCAUAUUUGGUGUACUACCGAAGGGAGGCGAUCGCGAAAAGCUGAUUACGAAGCAGAAAAAUUGGUUCGGCAAGGAGAUCGACACCAGCAGCAAGAGCAGCAAGGAGUCGAAGGAUGUGCGCGGCGGCAGCAAAAAUGCGAGCAAAAGCUCGAAGCAUAAUGGGGCUGCGGCUGCUGCUGCCGCCGCCGCCGCCGCUGCCGCCCUGCAACAGUCGUCGCUGGCCAGCCUGAAGCAGUCGGAUAAGGUGCCGCUCGUGCCACUGUUCGUGGAGAAGUGUGUCAAGUUUAUCGAGCAGGAAGGGCUCGACUCGGAAGGCAUCUACCGGGUGCCCGGGAACCGGACGCACGUCGAUCUGUUAAAUCAGAAGUUUGCUGAAGAAUCGGAUGUAGACAUCGAGAAGCUCGACAUACCGGUCAAUGCGGUCGCAACCGCCCUCAAGGAUUUCUUCGUGAAGCGUCUCAAGGGACUGUUUAGUGCGGAAAUGAUGAGCGAGCUGGAGGAAAUAGCUGGCUCGCGGCCCCUGCAGUCCAUCACGAGCCUGAACAUGGAAGUCAAAACGGACCGUAGCUGCCGGUUGAUUGCUUUGCGCGGGCUGCUCAACAAGCUGCCACCGAACAACUUUGCAAUACUUAGCUACAUCUUUCAGCAUUUCGUACGUGUGUCGGAAAACUCGAAACUUAACAGCAUGGAUAGUAAAAAUCUUGCCAUCUGCUGGUGGCCAACACUGUUGCCGAUCGAGUUUACCGACAUGAUGCGGUUCGAGACGAUGCGCCCGUACUUGGAGGAUAUCGUGCAAACGAUGAUUGAUCAGUAUCCGUUCCUGUUCUGCGGUGAGGAAGCGUUCGUGAUGGUCUGAUGCGAGUAAGACCGACGCGUGGUUCCUGCUGACGCGUUAGCAUUACUAAGGAAGCGCAGAUGAAAAACACACACACAACAUAUACAGUAUUCGGGAGAGUAUCCACACACGCCGUGCCAUGCACACUCUCACCUUAAUCCUGAGACAGAAUCGUAAACAUACGCUAAACACCAAUCAUUUGAAUACACUACUAGAAGCGGAAAGUAACAAAAAAGUAAAAACACGGGCAAGCAAGGACAGUAGGAGCUCGAUUCGAGCAGGCAAACAGACAGACAGCAAACUUACUCAUACUACUCUCUCAUACUCAUUGGUACCCCAAGCCCGCAUACAAUAUAUUUGAAAAAAACAUACUCGUAUCAAUGUGUAACAAUGUCUCCUGGGUGCGCCUGGUGUUAUGGAUAUACAUUUAAAAGAGAGAAAGAGAGAGAAGGAGCAUUCGAAAGGCAAAAGCAAAAAAAAACAUUGAUGUUGUAACUCAAGAAAAACCUUUCUUUCGGGUUAAAAAAGUAAGUGAUCGAAACCAGUAAGAAAAAACACCGAAACUAAACCCUCCGCCGCUUGAAACGUUGAAACACACAACAACAGAAAACAAAUGGAAAAGAAAGACGGAUGAAAAAAACAGUUCAGUUGAAUUAUGCUUUCUUUUCCAAAGCACGUACUCAUACAUAACUCACCCCGCAGAUCGUUAUUAUUGAACCAAUGAUAUAUAUAUAUUUACUGUGAAAACAAUAACCGAGGCUGAACACACAUUAUACACUACUACCUGUGAAAGGGGAUCUGUUUUUUUUAUGUUUUUAGAAGCAAAUGCAAGGAAGUACUCAAAUACCAAGAUAAAUUAAAUAAACAGGCAAACAAACACAGUCAGAGCUCAUAUUAGGUUAGUAUGGGAGAAAUGAACGGUACCGCACGCGAAACACGAUUUUAAAAGUAUUAUUUAUCCCACGAGAUUGUCUUGUUCCCCCCCCCCCUCCCGUUCUCUCUCUCUGUGUGUUGCGCUCCAACCCUUACUAUAUUGAUAUUAAUCUAUGUGAAAGCUAAACAACGUAAAAAUAGAAUAUUAUGCUAGAAAGCAGCAACAAAACAACCGAUCGUGUUAGCAAAGUGGCGAGCGUGCGUGUGUGUGUGUAUUAAGCACAGCAAAACUUAGUUAGGCGUAGGAAUAAAAAUGCACCAACCACCACAUCUCAGCUAACCUAGCGUGUGUGCAUACAUACUUAGCUCAACGGUUGAGCAAAAAGCGAAGCCAAGCUAAAAGGAAAAAGAGAACGGCGAAAUGCUUUAGACGAGUUAAAUAACAAAUUGUGACAAAGAAAAACAAACAAAUUUUUAAUCUCCCCAACCCCCACCCUUUUCGGUUUCGGUCAUGUUCUUAAUGCUUCUUUGUUUAAAGAAAUUGUAUACAAAAACUGCUGGUUGGUGUAUUAACAAAGUAUUUGCUUUACACAAAAAAAAAAACAAACAACAACACGCAAUCGAUGGGUCAAUUUGUGUAGUAAUAAUAUAACAAAAAAAAAUAUCGACACACAAUUUGCUUAAUGUUGAACUCUCACUCUCCCACGCACGCACACACGAAUACAUUCGCCGAGACGCUUUUUUUUUAGUAGUGUAGAGUACUAGCGAUUGUUGUUUUUGCUUUCUGUUUUGCAAAGUGGCGGGAAAAGAAGAAAGGAAAGAGAAAAUUUCCAACAAAAAAAAAAAACGAAAGCAUUCAUUACAUUCCCCCAUUCUUUUUAUUGACGCCUACUGUGUGUGUGUGUGUGCGUUUGUGUAAGAAAGAGAGAAAGAAGGAUAAAGCGUUAAUGGAAGAAGAAAAAAUCGCUUAAAGUAAGACAAACACACGAACAAAAACAGAAAAGUAACAGCAAAUCACACACACACACACACGCACGUAAGAACGAGAAGGUAUUUUUGUAUGUAUUUAGCAUUGUUGUAAAACUAGGUGGCCUAGAGAUAAAGGUGUUUGCCGGAUAUUGUAACACACUUUAAAGAGACGAACAGCAACAACAAAAACGCUUGAAUGAUUUCAUUAUCACACUCCAUUCGCUGCUAUGAUCUGAAAGAGGGGAAAGAAGAAGAAGUCACACACACACACGCGCAAUGUAUUAUAAAAAACACACACACACACACACUGAGAAGGAAGGAAGAAACAGCAGCACAGAAACAACAAACCUUUAAACCUUAGAUAACGAUUACAACCAAUACUAAUGGAGGAGGACGCGGCUGAGAUACACACACACAUACAUACACACACACCAGCAAACCGCCAAGCGGUUGUCGAAUGUCCUGAUUUACAAAGCAAAAAAAAAGGCAAAAGCUUAUAUCCUCCCCCCGCCCCCCAACCACUUUUUGUUAAUGACCCAGACACACAAACACCUGAAGGAUGUUCAACAUUCAAUUUAAGACACACACCCACACACACACAUUUUAAUGAAAAAGCAUUAUACCCAAGUUUGUCCGACGUCUUCUAAAACAACAAUACAACAACAUCCCUACCGAUUGAAUGAGAUGAUACAAGUUACAGUAUUUUCUACCUUUAUAAAUAAUCACUUCCUGCUCUCCGAGAAUGGCGGUCGAAAGGUUACCGAGAUCUGAAAAUGCUAGAAAGAGAAGCAAAAUGCAACAAAAAAAGAACAACAACAAAAACCAUAAGUGUAUUUACUUUUGUCCAGUUAGAAAUGAAGUGAGAGAAAAAUGGGACGAAAAAAAACGAGGGAGAGCGAGAAAAAAAAAAGCAAAAAAGGUGUAACAUGUAAGCUGAAAAACAAAUUUGCGAAUACAUACACACACACACAACUAGCAACUAUCUCUAUGUUUAUAAGGUCUAGGAGGCGCUAGGAAUGGAACGGAAUCGUAACACAAAUUUCUUCAGUGAAAUUUAACAAAAAAAACGCACUCCAAUAAUAUAACGCUCUCGCUGAUAACCCGCAGCCCCAUCCCCCCCCCCUCCCUCUCCCGCCCCUCACGCAUACAUCGUCGUUUUGUGUAUGUGUGUGUGUGUGUAUGUUUAGAGUAAUGUGUAAUUGAAAUUCCUCUCGUGUAGGAUUAUGUUCCUCCAAAACAAGGCUCCAAAACAUUUCCCGCUGCAUUUAUAUAAACGGCUUCAUGUGUGUAUGCGUGCGUGUGUGUGUGUGUGUAGUAUGCGAGAACGGGUUUUGCGAAAAAGUAAAAAAAAUAAAAACAUAGGAGCAAAAGCAUAGCUUAUCUUAACAAUUUCAAGCAAGCAAACAAACAAAUCGCAUCGCAAGUAUAACAGCAGCAACACACACACACGCACACGUACGAGAGAGAGUGGGGAAAAUCCAAUAGCGAUAGAAAAGACGCAUUUGUAUGUGUGUGUGUGUGUGUGGGUGGGUAGGAAGGGCGAACCAGAAACCAGAAAUAAUGAUGUAAACCGUUCUAUUUGCAAUUGAAAACCGACCUGUAAACAAUUAUGUGGUGAUAUAAACGUAAUUAUAAAUGGAUAUAUUAGGUAUACAACCGGCGGGAGGAUUAUAUGUUUUUGGGUUUUAAACGAACAAGAAGAGAGAAAGAGAGAGAGAGAGAGAGAGAGAGAGAGAGAGAGAGAGCUAGCGAGGUGAAAAGAAAACAAAAACGAGGCAGAAGAAGGUGCGUGUGUGUGUGUGUGUGUGGUUCGGUUCCUUCCUGUGACCGCCCUCGCCGAACGAUAAUACUCUGUAAAAGGUAAACGGAUGGAUAUAAAAAUAAGAAAGGAAGGGAAGUUAAGAAAAACAACUUGCAAACAUAAGUAAGCGUAAUGAGACAAAGAAAAGGGAAAGCUUUUUUUAGUUUUUCCUUAUUGAAGAAGAAAAAAAAACACACACACACAAAACAAAGAAACAAGAGAAGCAAAGUGGUAAAACAACAACAAAACAAAAAGGAUGAAAAGGAAACAACUUCAGUGGCGAAAUGGAUAAGAAAAGGGUGCGCAUAACGCACUACUACUACUACUCAAAAUUCAUCUCCCCUUCAUCAAAACCCUCCCGCACACAACCCCCCCCCCCCCUUUUCCGCUCC
Messenger RNA from Anopheles stephensi (Asian malaria mosquito), 10226 nucleotides. RefSeq names its product rho GTPase-activating protein 190 (gene RhoGAPp190). The transcript is spliced from 13 exons. Gene Ontology annotation, molecular function: GTPase activity; GTP binding. NCBI's taxonomy places the organism in Eukaryota, Metazoa, Arthropoda, Insecta, Diptera, Culicidae. The record is from RefSeq and is a predicted model, not a curated record. Bases 981 to 6212 code for a protein of 1743 amino acids. Gene Ontology annotation, biological process: signal transduction.